UACUGCAGCACAACAAAUUCCAGCUUGAACUUUUCGCCAACGAAAGAAGAAAACAAACGGCUUUUCAGUUCACUUUCGUUUGUCGAACCAUUAAGACGCGCAACAAAACAACAGCAGAAAAAACAUUUAUUCCAUUGGAUUUUUGAAUAAUUAAAGGUCUUCACAAAACGUUUUUACGCUUUUCAGACCCAACUACCGAAAAAAAAAAUCAAAAUAAAUAAAAAUAUCACUCGCACUUUUAUGUUGUCUCUCAUUUAACAAUUUUUAUCAUUUUCAUUUAUUUAUCUUCAAGUUUUUAUCUGUGUGUGCAUGGAUGGAUAGUUGUAAAAAAAAAAACUACUCAAUUCGUAACUAAAAUUGUAUCUAUGAGUUUGUAUUGUCUUGUGUUAAGUUAAGUUGAUAUUGAAGCUGAAACCAAGCUGUGGUGCGUGUUGAAAUAUUUAGCAUAUUUUUAUAAGCGUUGAAGACGCGCAGACGCAAUUCAUAAUCGUGCGAUCGGACAAGUCGGUCGGUCGUUCAAUCUUUAAAACGCGCUUGUUUUAAUGGCAACAUUUCGUUGAAAUAUUGGUACUAAACGGAAAGUAAAAGUUACAAACAGAAAUAAUAACGAAAAAAUCAAAAAUAUUUUUUAUAAAUCUAAAAAGAAAAAUUAAAAAACGACUUAAAAAUACGUUACGAAUUUUAAAAUUACAAAAAAAAGUUCUAAAAUAAAACACAAAAUACAAAAUAUUUUAUGAAUAAAUUAUUAAACAAAAAAGAAAUAUAAAUAAUAAUUCAAUAUUACAUAAGAAAAAUCGAAGCAAAGAAAAAAUAAGAAAAUACAUAAUAAUAAUAAAAAAAUUAUUAAAUAAAUCAAAUAAAUGGUGUAAACAAAUAUUUACUCUUGGCUAAAGUGAAAGUUAUUUUUUACCAAAAAUAAUUUUUGUCAUUAACUCAAUAAUUUUUGUUCAUAAUUUAAACUAAAUAUUUUAACGAAAAACCAAAUACAACAAUUAACUAAAGAAAAGCCACACAAAAAAAAUGCAUGUGUUUUAUUUAAGCCUGUGGGCUGUCCUACUAGUCCAUAUCUCAUGGACCCAGGCAGCCAUCGAUCAGAAUAGUGGCAGUGAAUUGACAAAACUAACAAAUCUCACACACAUGCUCAGUGAUCAAAUGACUCUGCUGAAUUUACGUCUUCACGAUGUAAAUAUUUCAUCAAAUUUUGAAAGCGCCAUGGAUGCAACAGUGACUAAUAUUGAUUUAACGAAUACAUUACGGCUCAAGGAUAUGCUUAAUGUAUUCGAUCUGAAUGUGAUCGCUUCACAGUGGAUUAAUAUUAAAAGCGAAUUUUCAGCAAACUGUUCACGGGAUAUUUAUAAAUAUUUACAAGGAUUAAGCAAAUCAAACAUGUGGUCGGUGAAAAUGGAUGAUGCUUCCGGCCAUUACGCUUCUGGUUUCUUCUAUGGCAACAACUAUUGGAUGGGUUCAAUGUCACUCUGUAAGGCAGUUUAUCAUGAUGAUGAUGAUGAAGAAGAUCAAAUUCGCCGAGAGACAGAAAAAAAUUCUGGUUUACCAUUUGCCAAAGCCCAUUUGCAGUCGUACACAUCUGUCUACAAUGAAAAUCCACCAUUCAUUCCAGGAUUUUAUAUUAUAAAGUUGUUGUUAAAUGAAACAUAUCCCACAAGUGUUAUUAGAACGGUUUAUGUUGGCGUCUGUUUACCAUCAUCUUGCUCCAGUGGAGAUGUUAUAGAAUUGGCCAAACACGGUCAUCGUUCAUUAGAUUCGCGAGCAAUCAAUAUAUUGGAUGUACGCGUACCUACCGAUAGGCAAUUCAAUAUUUUCGAAGAUCGCACGUUUUGGAUAUUAAUAAUCGUGUCAACAAUUGUUUUACUAUUAAUUCUAACCGGCACCAUGUAUGAAGUAUUUCUGCGAAGACGUCUGCGCGAAGCUCUGCGUCAACAGGAUAAGGAAAUGAUGAACAACAGUGAAACGUCUUCGGGUAUUGGAUGUGCUUCAUCCGAUUACAGUGAUUCGGUGACGACUGAUUCGUUGAAAAAAGAAUCUCUUAAAGAAUUGAAUAUAGUGUUGAACCUGCCCCACACAGUAACAAAUUGCAAUGGUGUAACUACUAGCAACAGUACUUCCGAUGAACAUCUGGAAGGUCAUUUACAUGAACCGGAAAAACUAAGCAUUUAUUCCGAGCUUCUGUUAUCCUUCUCGGCUAUAACGAAUUUCAAUGCAAUCUGUGAUCGUAAUGUUGGUUCUGAUACCAUACCUUCCAUACAUGGUCUAAGAGCUUUCUCCAUGGCCUGGGUUAUAUUGGGUCAUACUUGUAUUGUAAUAUUUAAAUAUUCCGAUAAUUUGGAAUUGCGCAAAGAUGUCGAAAAGAAUUUCUUCUUCCAAGCCAUCACCAAUGGACCAUUCAGUGUGGAUACAUUCUUCUUUAUCAGCGGUUGUUUGGUUUCGUAUCUCUAUUUCCGCACAAAUGCCAAGGGUAAAUUGAAUAAACUGGCCAAAGGUUCGAAUGAAUUCACUAGAUGUACGGCCCACUUCUUCGGUUUGGUUAUGUACCGUUUUAUGAGAUUGACGGCUCCUUAUUUAUUCGUUUUGGGCGUAGUACAAGUAUCUAUGAAAUAUUUGGCCGCCUACUCAAUUUUUGAUCCUCCCACUAACGAUCACAUUACAUGUCCUGAUUAUUGGUGGCGUAAUAUGCUCUAUAUUAACACUCUAUUUCCGGUGGAACAAAUGUGCAUGUUAUGGAGUUGGUACUUGGCUAAUGAUACACAAUUCUAUAUAAUUGGAGCAAUCAUCCUCAUAGUAUCAGUACGACACUUCAAAUUGUCGGCGUUUACAACAUGUGUCUUCCUUGUUUUAUCGUGGAUAACUACUGCAGUCAUUGCCUUUACAAAUAAUCAUCGUCCUGAUUCAGAUGAUCCUUUGGCAUUGUUUGAUAAAAUCUACGAUAAACCCUGGACUCGUUUGGGUCCCUAUUUAAUUGGCAUGGCUGUGGGAUGGAUUCUUUUCCGCACAAGUUGCAAAAUUCGCAUGUCCAAAACAACUGUGAUCACUGCCUGGACUUUGGCAUCCCUAAAUCUAUUCGUUUUAAUAUUUGGCCUUUAUCGGGCCGAACUCUCUCAACUCACUGCUGCUUUAUACAGUUCUCUAAGUCAUUCGGCGUGGGCUUUAUCCUUGGCCUGGAUAACCAUUGCCUGUUCAACUGGUUAUGGUGGUUUUGUUAACACUUUGCUGUCAGCGCCAUGUCUUUAUCCCUUCUCCAGAGUAACAUACUGUGCUUAUUUGGUUCAUCCCAUUGUUAUACGUUCAAUGGCCUUGAAUACGGAUUCGCCUUUACAUUUGGGUGGUGAUACAAUGGUUGUCAUGUUCUUUGGAUUUGUAGUGGCCUCAUAUCUACUAUCAUUCGUAGUGUCAAUGUCAUUUGAAGCACCCGUUGUAACAAUGCUUAAAAUUUUAUCUCCUAGUCGAAAAAAGCGUCUCGCUUAAUUUAUCAAUAACUAAAACAAAAACUACGCUUGCAAUUGUUUUAUAUUUAAAUUAUGUACAUAAAUAUUUGUUAAGUUUUAUUAAAAGACAAAAGUCAAAACGAAACACUCCUCUAUUUAUCAACGAACUAAAUGAAAAACAAAAAAACUCAUCACACAUUUUAUACAUUUCAACAAAAAAAUUAACACAAAACAAACAAAUCAUUUUUAACGAAAUGAAAUUGUAUAAAAUAUGAAACCCACAUUGUCAUUUCUAUGUAUUGUAUUUUUAGUAAAUUAAGAAAAUUUUCACAAAAAAAAACGAACAAAUUCUAUCUCUUUCUUACUUUUUAUUUAAAUUAUUCCAAAGGAUUAAGGUCGACAAUAAAACAUUUUACAUUUUUUUUAUUUUUAUUUUUAACACAUUUCAAAUACACGCCAACAUACAACAAGAUCAUUUCAUUAUUAUUUUUAUUUUGUUAAAACAAACAACUUUUUAAUAAUACAUAUGUAUUAAAUAUUUGUAAUUAGAAAUUAAUUAGUAAAUAAUCAAUAUGUUUUGUAAAUGAAAAAUACAUAUGUAUGUAAUAUACAAAUGUGUAUAUAAUAUAUUUUUUUAAAUUAUUUUUAAUUUAAUAUACAAACAAUAAUAAUGUGCAAAACUCAUGUAUACAUUGAAUUGAUUCAAAAUAAAAUGUUUAGUCUUAAACCAAA
Messenger RNA from Calliphora vicina (urban bluebottle blowfly), 4172 nucleotides. RefSeq names its product nose resistant to fluoxetine protein 6. The transcript has 7 exons. The coding region runs from base 1021 to 3480 and encodes 819 amino acids. The record is from RefSeq and is a predicted model, not a curated record. Gene Ontology annotation, molecular function: acyltransferase activity, transferring groups other than amino-acyl groups. NCBI's taxonomy places the organism in Eukaryota, Metazoa, Arthropoda, Insecta, Diptera, Calliphoridae.